UAUUAGAUGAAAUACAUUGAACUGAGAAUCAAAAUAAAUUAAAAUAAGCCGAAUAAAAAUUAAAAUGACAAUAUUCCAUCCGAAUGAAGUAGAAUAAGACUAGCAAGUAAAGAAAACAAAAAUAUUUGAUUGCGAAGGAGAAGGAAGUAAGGAAAAGAAAAAAUAUGAUAAUAUAAUUGUCAAUUUGGCAUGGAGGAUAAUUAAAAGAAAGAUGGGGAUAUCAGCGUCAAAGCGAGUGAACAAGAGUCUACACAACACGGAUCAAUUCGACUCAGCAUGUGACUCAGUUUUCUCUCACUGUCUUUCUCUAACACAUCACGCCUUCCAAGGAGUUUUACCUUACCAACUCAAAACUGCUUCCGAUCAAAUCCACACCAUCCUCUCCGACAUCAACAAUCCACAUCCACUCAUCCACAAGUGGGUCCCCACACCACCCGAUCGCACUCAAGUUGACUCCGCUCUCCGUCUUGUCUCUCCUCCCGAUCACCACCACGACGACGCCCUCCGACUCCCUCUCUUCAAGGAUUGGGCUUGCCAACUCUACACCGACGCCGUGUUGUCCUCCGCCACUAAAGCGCUUCUCCUACGUGUUCCCAUUGGUGUCGCCGGAAUUGUUGGAAUCGGUGCUGUUGCUCGCCCUGCUCCGGCUCUGCUUGGGACCUUCGUUGGAGCUUACUCCCUUGGUGUUGCCCUCUCUAUUUUUCUUGGUUUAUCCGCAUAAAUAAACCAUUUCUAUUUCUUAAUAUUUAAAACUCACAUUAUUAAUUUUGAAAUUCACAAAUUUCUAUAAUUCAGUACUCUUUUUGCUUUUUGAGUGUGUUACUGUAUUGUAGUUUAAUUAAUUGCAUUACUAUUACUUCUAUAAACCUUAUAUCAAUUAUUCAUACUGUCCGAAUCUGAUA
This is a messenger RNA of Cicer arietinum (chickpea), 902 nucleotides long. RefSeq lists its product as uncharacterized. NCBI's taxonomy places the organism in Eukaryota, Viridiplantae, Streptophyta, Magnoliopsida, Fabales, Fabaceae. The record is from RefSeq and is a predicted model, not a curated record.